Molecule: messenger RNA, 3238 nt
Organism: Lactuca sativa (garden lettuce)
Lineage: Eukaryota; Viridiplantae; Streptophyta; Magnoliopsida; Asterales; Asteraceae
Gene: GLR3.3
Product: glutamate receptor 3.3
Biological process (GO): G protein-coupled receptor signaling pathway
Cellular component (GO): membrane
Molecular function (GO): ligand-gated monoatomic ion channel activity; G protein-coupled receptor activity
Source: RefSeq, a predicted model, not a curated record
AAAAUCCAUGCAUCUCUUUCUUUUCCAAGAAGUCUUAUCCCCAUUUUAUCUCAAUCUUCGUCAUCUUGUUGUUGUACUUAUAUACACACCUACCUCAUUUACCCCCAUCCAGAAAAACCCUUCAGCCAAAACGAAAAGAAACUCCCUUGUUCAUGUUUCCAUGUUUAUCAGAGCCUUUUUCGAUUCCCAACUUUGACCUGCUGUGUUAUUUUAUGAAGCUAACUCCAUUGAAGAUUUGAAGUCGACUGUUUUACGAUGUUUCUAGACUUUUAAUUCGACAUUAGACACCCACCCCAGGUGGAUCAAAUUUGAUAUGAUAUGAUGAGUGUUCUUGUUUGGAAUCUUGUUGUUACACUGUUACUAAAUUUGGGGGUUUUCCUUACAAAUGGUUUGACAUCACAUAAUGCAUCUACAAGACCAGCUGUUGUGAAUAUUGGAGCAAUUUUCACUUUUGAUUCAACAAUUGGAAGAGUUGCUAAAGUUGCAAUUGAAGAAGCUGUUAAAGAUGUUAAUGCCAAUUCAACUGUUCUUCGUGGAUCAGAACUUAGAAUUGAAAUGCGGAGUUCAAAUUGUAGUGGGUUUCUUGGCAUGGUUGGAGCAUUGCAAUUUAUGGAAAGCGAUACGGUUGCAAUCGUGGGGCCACAAUCAUCCGUAGUAGCCCACAUUAUAUCACACGUAGCAAAUGAAUUACAAGUCCCUCUUUUAUCAUUCGCCGCCACGGACCCCACACUAUCCAACCUCCAAUUCCCAUAUUUCAUAAGAUCAACACAAAGUGACUUACACCAAAUGACAGCUGUAUCCGAAAUCAUAGACUACUACACUUGGAGAGAAGUCAUUGCAAUUUACAUAGACGAUGAUUAUGGAAGGAACGGAGUGUUAGCAUUAGAUGAUGCCUUAGCUGCAAGACGUUGUAGAAUAUCAUACAAAGCCGGAAUCCCACCAGGGUCGGAAUCGGAAUUGGGAUACGGGCGGAGUGAAAUCAUGGAUAUUCUUGUGAAAAUUGCAUUAAUGGAAUCGCGAGUGAUUGUUCUUCACGUGUAUCCGGAUAUUGGAUUCUUGAUUUUUUCGGUUGCGCGUUAUCUUGGAAUGAUGGAAGAUGGGUACGUUUGGAUUGCUACCGAUUGGCUUUCGUCUGCUUUAGAUUCAAAUUUUCCAAAUUUAUCAGAUAAAAUGGACGACAUGCAAGGGGUUCUUGCUCUACGCCAACACACCCCCGGUUCUAAAUCUUUUACGGAAAAUUUUAAAAAAUUAUCGGGUGGUUCUUUUGGGCUAAAUUCUUAUGGUUUAUACGCGUAUGAUUCCGUUUGGAUUAUAGCUCAUGCUCUUGAUGCGUUCUUUGAUCAAGGCGGUGUUAUUUCUUUUUCAAAUGAUUCAAGAUUAAGUAACGCGGGUCUUGCGGAUCUUCAUCUUGAUGCGAUGAGCAUCUUUAAUGGAGGAAAAUUACUUUUGGAUAAUAUAUUGAAUAGUGAUUUUAUUGGUUUAACCGGACAUAUAAAGUUUGAUUCGGAUCGAAGUCUUGUCAACCCCGCAUACGAUAUUCUUAACAUAAUCGGAACCGGAUUUCGAACAGUUGGAUAUUGGUCAAAUAGUUCCGGUUUGUCAACUUUGACUCCCGAGAAUCUUGACUUGAAAAAAGUCAAUGGAUCACAUAAUCAAGAACUUCAUAGUGUGAUUUGGCCUGGGGAGAUAGUGACAAAACCACGGGGGUGGGUUUUCCCGAAUAAUGGAAAGUUGUUGAAAAUUGCAGUUCCGAUUAGGGUUAGUUAUAAGGAAUUUGUUUCACAAUUGCCGGGGAGUAAUUCUUCGAAAGGUUUUUGUAUCGACGUGUUUGUUUCUGCGGUUAAUUUGUUACCGUAUGCAGUUCCAUAUCAAUUUGUGCCAUUUGGGAAUGGGAAAGAAAAUCCAAGUUAUACCGAGCUUGUGAGAUUGAUCGCAGCAGGGGUAUUUGAUGGUGCGGUUGGUGAUAUUGCAAUAGUCACAAACCGAACAAGAAUUGUGGAUUUCACACAACCAUAUGCUGCAUCAGGGCUUGUUGUAGUGGCUCCAUUCAAGAAAAUGAACACGGGUGCUUGGGCUUUUUUGCGCCCGUUUUCUCCGACAUUGUGGGCUGUCACUGCUUUUUUCUUUCUUGUGGUUGGCACUGUGGUUUGGAUUUUAGAGCAUCGGAUAAAUGAUGAGUUUAGAGGGACACCUAAAAGACAGAUCAUAACCAUUCUAUGGUUUAGCCUUUCUACUCUCUUUUUUGCACAUAGGGAGAACACCGCAAGUACUCUCGGACGUAUAGUUUUACUCAUAUGGCUGUUUGUAGUUCUAAUAAUCAAUUCGAGUUACACCGCAAGUUUGACUUCGAUUCUCACAGUCCAACAGUUAUCUUCUCCAAUCAAAGGCAUCGAUACCUUGAAAAAAACUAACGAUCGAAUUGGAUACCAAGUGGGGUCUUUUGCAGAACGAUAUUUGGUUGAUGAGAUCGGAAUUUCUGAAUCCAGACUUGUUCCUCUUGGAACGCCUGAUGCUUACGCUGAUGCACUCCUAAAAGGCUCCGACAAGGGUGGGGUGGCGGCCAUUGUUGAUGAACGACCAUACGUUGAGCUUUUCUUAUCGAAUCAGUGCAAAUUUAGGGUUGUUGGGCGCGAGUUCACCAAGAGCGGAUGGGGAUUUGCAUUCCCCCGUGACUCUCCAUUAGCAGUCGACUUAUCAACCGCAAUCCUCACACUAUCAGAAAACGGAGACCUUCAACGGAUCCAUGACAAAUGGCUAAUAAGAAGCGGAUGUAGCACCGAUAAUUCAGAGCUUGAAUCAGACAGAUUACACCUUAAAAGUUUCUGGGGUCUCUUUCUUAUCUGUGGUAUCGCGUGUUUCGUUGCCCUUUUUAUUUACUUUUGUCAAGUUUUCCGGCGGUUUCGUAACAUUGCCCGGGCGGCACCGGAUUCCGGUGGGGCCGGGUCGAGGCGGCUUCAGACAUUGUUAUCGCUUAUUGAUGAAAAGAAAGAUCCGAGAGAUAAGAAGAGGCAGAAAGUUGAGAGGUCGAUAUCGAAUGAGAGUAGAGAUUGUGAGAUUGGGCAGGAUUCAGAACGAAGAUAAACUGAUUCGAAUACGCGGUUUAUGGGUAUUUUUUGAACGUGUAACUAAAUUUUAUGAAAUUAAUUGAAAUUUAGAAUGCUAAACUGCUAAUGAGUAUAAGUUGUAUAUAUAUUUUUAAAGUCAAUAUUGAAAGUUAUAUCGAAGUUAUGUGGUAGUA